AUUUCGGAUUAACAAGUAAAUUUGGAAUAAGUUAAAAAAAUAAUAACAAUAUGAAUAAGUUGAUUUUGGCCACCACAAUCGUAACUAUGGUUGCUGCAGCUCAGUUGCCAUCGGCGACUUAUCUCCCGGGUGCAGCCCCUGGUCUGACUGCAGGCGCAGCUGGUGCAGCCGGCGCUGUCAACGGGAACCGCCUGGAUGCAGCGGAAGGCGGCGCUCGGCCGCAGCAAGCCGCCGACAGAAGUGCGGCCAUUUUGAAAAUGACUAACGAAGCUGGAGAGACUGGUUUCCAAUACUCCUACGAAACAUCAAACGGCAUACAAGCGGAAGAGUCAGGGACCGCGGCUCAGACGCAAGGCGGGUUUUCCUACACGGGGGACGACGGCGACGUUUACACCGUGACGUUCACGGCGGGCGAGGGCGGCUUCCGGGCCCAGGGCGCGCACCUGCCUGUGGCGCCGCCCACGCCCGUCGAGAUCUUGCUCGCCUUGAAACAAAAUGAGCAGGAUGAAGCCGCUGGGAUCUUUGAUGAUGGUUUAUAUCAUCCUGAAAAACAUGGAAUUGAAGGCAAAGGACAAAGCGGCGCAGGGCAAGCAUUUGGAUCUGCUACUCAUCAAGAAAACUACAACUCUAAUUCUGGGUACAGCUACUGAGAGCUCAAAUAAACAAUCCCAGAUAAUUGUGUUUACUAUUUAUUACAUUAAAAUAUAUUUCCUAGGAGGACCGAAGUUUUGAACCGCGUAGAUCCCGUUUCCGUAUAUCAAUAUAAAAGUAGUGUAUGUGCCAGACUAAACAUAUAACAUUAUUUAUUUAUUAUUUAUUUUAAUUCUUUAUUGCACACAAAUAAGAUACAAAAAAAGAGAAGAGAAAAAAAAAAUAGAAAAGUAAGAUGCGCAAAGGCGGUCUUAUCGCUAAAAGCGAUCUCCUCCAGACAACCUUAAAUAAAAUAUUUAAAGAAAGGAAAGCGGAUAGUGCAAUAUAACAUACCUAUAAUAAUUAUUUCUUGCUUUGU
Bicyclus anynana (squinting bush brown) is the source of this 1009-nucleotide messenger RNA. It is a transcript of the gene CPR16, whose product is annotated as pupal cuticle protein 27-like. The transcript has 4 exons. The coding region runs from base 51 to 650 and encodes 199 amino acids. Gene Ontology annotation, cellular component: chitin-based extracellular matrix. Lineage: Eukaryota; Metazoa; Arthropoda; Insecta; Lepidoptera; Nymphalidae. Gene Ontology annotation, molecular function: structural constituent of chitin-based larval cuticle. The record is from RefSeq and is a predicted model, not a curated record.